UGCGACUCGAUACCCGCCCUCUUUUUUUUCGUUCGACUGUUCCAAUGAUACCCUGAAUUACUUUGCAUCUACUUUAAUCCACCUUUACCUCCUUACCCAUACACACAAUGCCGCCACGACGGCCAGGGCAGCCAUUCCGCCGAGUAGGCAAAGGAGGAAAUGCCUCAUACGGACCUCGAAAACCCAAGACGGUGGAAGCCUCGUCCCUCCGCCGCACGGAAGCAACCUCACAAAAUGAAAAGCUUGAAGCCACGCGCCUCGCGAACCGCAUCGACGAAUCCAUGGGCUUUCCCCGCUUCGAAGCCGGCAAGAAGCGCGUAGGAUGGCUCUGCAACAUGCACUCGACCACAUUGGAGGACGAGAACGUACCAGGCGGAAGGGCUGGCGUGGAUUACUACUUCAUUGGCGACGACGGCGAUACAUUCAAGGCGACGCUGGAGUACGACCCUUAUUUCUUGGUCGCCGUGCGGAAGGGCCGGGAGCCAGAAGUGGAAGAGUGGUGUAGGAGGUCGUUCGAGGGCCUUGUCAAGAGCAUGAAGAAGGUCGAGAAGGAGGAUCUGUCCAUGCCGAAUCAUCUUACUGGAUAUAGGCGGACAUUUUUGCAGCUGAGCUUCGCCAACGUGAACGAUUUGCUCGCCGUGAGGAAGGUCAUGGGCCCGAUUGUGGAGAAGAGCAAGAAGAAUGUUAAUGCGAUGGACACGUAUGCCGAGGUGGCUAGUUCGACGGCUGGCUUCGACAUCUUUGACGACGAUUACGAUUACGAUAGACGGCCUACUGCAACGAUUGAUGCGAGUGAUUUCAUUCUAGAUAUCCGGGAAUACGAUGUUCCCUACCAUGUACGAGUUGCUAUCGACAAAGAUAUAAGAAUUGGAAAGUGGUACACAGUCGAAGCGAAGCACGGCCUAAUAUCCUUAACCUGUAUAGAAGACCGCCUGAAAAUGGCCGAUCCGGUGGUCAUGGCGUACGAUAUCGAGACGACCAAACUCCCUCUGAAGUUCCCCGACGCAGUCAUCGACCAGAUCAUGAUGAUAUCGUACAUGAUCGAUGGUCAGGGUUUCCUCAUCACGAAUCGAGAAAUCGUAUCAGAAGAUAUUCAGGACUUUGAUUACACGCCUAAACCGGAAUACCAAGGGCCGUUCAUGAUCUUCAACGAACCUGACGAGAAGGCGCUCAUAGAGCGAUUUUUUGAGCACAUCAAGGAAGCCAAGCCCACAGUCAUGGUCACGUACAACGGUGAUUUCUUCGAUUGGCCAUUUGUUGAGGCGAGGGCGAGUGUCCUCGGCAUUGAUAUGUACCAAGAGAUUGGCUUCCGCAAAAACAGUGAGGAUAUAUACCAGUCUGACCACUGCGCACAUAUGGAUGCCUUCUCGUGGGUCAGUCGAGACAGUUACUUGCCGCAAGGUAGUCGAGGUCUCAAGGCUGUUACAGUGGCUAAGCUAGGAUAUGAUCCAGAUGAGUUGGAUCCCGAACUGAUGACCCCAUAUGCGAGCGAGCGACCCCAAACACUUGCAGAAUACUCCGUCUCCGAUGCUGUGGCCACCUACUACUUGUACAUGAAAUAUGUGCACCCUUUCAUCUUCGCCUUGUGUACGAUUCUGCCUUUAGGCCCCGAUGACACGCUACGAAAGGGUACCGGUACUCUUUGCGAGAUGCUGCUCAUGGUGCAGGCGUACCAGAAGGGCAUUGUCCUUCCGAAUAAGCAUCAAGCACCAAAAGAAGCAUUCUGGGAUGGCCAUCUGCUAGAGUCCGAAACCUAUGUUGGAGGUCACGUCGAGAGUAUCGAAGCAGGUGUCUUCCGUAGCGACAUACCGUACGACUUCGCUGUCGAUCCCAAAGCUAUCGAUGAACUCCUUGGCGAUCUAGAUGGCGCGCUCAAGUUCAGCAUCGAAGUUGAGGAGAAGAAGAAGAUGGAGGAUGUGACGAAUUAUGAGGAGGUCAAGGCCCAGAUUACGGAGAAGCUGCUACAGAUGAAGAACACACCGAAUCGACACGAGCGGCCACUUAUCUACCAUUUGGACGUGGCGUCUAUGUACCCGAACAUCAUGACAACGAAUCGAUUACAGCCGGAUUCUAUGAUCAAGGAGGCAGAUUGCGCGGCUUGCGACUUCAAUCGCCCAGGCAAGACUUGUGAUCGGCGGAUGCCGUGGGCUUGGAGAGGAGAGUACUUACCUGCCAAACGCGACGAAUAUAACAUGGUUAGGAAUGCGCUAGAGAAUGAGAAGUUCCCUGGUCGAUUUCCGAACUCUCCCUCUCGCACCUUCCAGGAAUUGUCUCAAGACGAGCAAGCCACUUUGAUCAAGAAGCGACUGCAGGAAUACAGCAAAAAGAUCUAUCACAAGAUCCACGAUUCAACGACAAUCGAGCGAGAGGCAAUCAUUUGUCAGCGAGAGAAUCCCUUCUACAUUAACACCGUGCGAGACUUUCGUGAUCGACGGUACGAUUACAAGGGCAAGCAGAAGGUUUGGAAGGGCAAGACUGAGGAAUUGAAGUCUGCUGGAGCUCCAGCUUCCGAGGUCGAUGACGCGAAGAAGAUGAUCGUUCUCUUCGACUCCAUGCAGCUGGCUCACAAGGUCAUCUUGAACAGUUUCUAUGGCUACGUCAUGCGUAAGGGUUCACGGUGGUACUCGCUGGAGAUGGCGGGUGUCACCUGUUUGACGGGUGCUCGUAUCAUCCAGCUGGCUCGUCAACUUGUGGAGCGCAUCGGACGACCGCUUGAAUUGGAUACUGAUGGCAUUUGGUGCAUUCUACCAGCCACGUUCCCGGAAAACUUCGCUUUCAAGUUAAAGAACGGCAAGAAGCUGGCCAUCUCAUAUCCUUGCGUUAUGUUAAAUCACCUCGUUCACGCCAAAUUUACCAACGAUCAGUACGAGACGCUUGUAGACGGUGAGACAUUCCGUUACGAGAAGCACAGUGACAACUCCAUCUUCUUCGAAGUCGACGGUCCCUACAAGGCUAUGAUCCUGCCUACAUCGAAAGAAGAGGACAAGAACUUGAAGAAACGUUAUGCCGUCUUCAACCACGAUGGAAGCCUGGCUGAGCUGAAGGGGUUUGAGGUCAAGCGCCGUGGUGAACUGAAGUUGAUAAAGAAUUUCCAAGCGCAGCUCUUCAAGUUCUUCUUGGAUGGCACCACACUUACGGAGACGUAUGGCGCCGUCGCCAACGUCGCCAAUCGUUGGCUCGAUAUUCUGGACACGCGUGGUGCCACCCUGGCGGACGAAGAAUUGAUCGAUCUUAUCGUCGAGAACAAGAACAUGACCAAGACGCUAGAAGAGUAUGGCGCGCAAAAGUCGACCGCCAUUACGACUGCUAAGCGACUUGCGGAGUUCUUAGGCGAGCAGAUGGUCAAAGACAAGGGGCUAAACUGCAAGUACCUUAUCUCCUCUCGACCGAAAAAUGCUCCAGUUACUGAGCGCGCUGUACCAAUUGCCAUCUUCUCAGCUGAGGAAUCAGUUAAGCGGUAUUUCUUGCGGAAGUGGCUACGUGAAGACCCAACCGACAUGGAUCCUCGAAGCAUCCUCGACUGGGAUUAUUAUCGGGAACGUCUGGCAUCUGUCAUUCAGAAAAUCAUCACAAUCCCAGCCGCUCUGCAGAAAGUGCCAAACCCGUGUCCACGCGUGCCGCAUCCGGAGUGGCUUGACCGAAGGAUACGGCAGAAGGAAGACAAACUUCAACAGAAGAAGAUGACGGACAUGUUCGACAAAAAGGCGCUCACCGAUGCUGACACUAAUAUACUCGGCAACCGAGUCGCCCUGGAUCUGGAGGAUUUUGGAGGGUCUGCGAAAAUCUCGCCAAAUUCUCAGGUCAAGAGGGGUAUGGUAACCAAGAUGGUCACGAAGAGGAAAGAACCUGAGCCCGCAGUGCCUGUCCAAACCGACCCAUACGCUGCGCUACCAAAAUUGAUGCCCUCGAUCACUGAAGACUACUCCGGGUGGCUUAUGUACCAGAAGCAGAAGUGGAAAAUUCAGAGGCAAGCACGCAAGCGCCGACGACAACUGUUUGGUGAACGAUCUGGUGAUGUGGUGGACGGCAUUGGAGGCUUAAUCAGAAAUCAGAACGAGAUGGUGUUCAUGAGCACGUGGCAGCUGGUGCAGUUACGGCCAACUGCCACGCCAGGAAAAGUCAAAGCCUUCGUGCUCAUCGACAAGAAGAUUCGUUCGCUCGACAUCAAUGUUCCCCGCCAUCUCUACCUCAACCUAAGGGGAGAAGAUCUGCCAGAUGUGUCAAUCAGUGGAUGCAGCGUUGAGAAACUCGUCAAUCACACCCUCCCGAACGGACAUCCUUCAACACAUCUAUUCAAGUUGGAGAUGUCAGAGCAAACGUACGUGGACGAAUCCAAAAAGAUCGCUGCGCUCUUCAACCACCCCAGCGUGGAAGGCGUCUACGAGACACAGGUACCUCUCAACGUCCGAGCCAUCCUGGAGCUGGGGAACACUUGUACCUUUGACGAGACGCAAAAAGGGGUUCUCGGCAAGGGUCUCGCUGAAGGGUUUGAUUUGCCGAUCCUUCGAAAGGUGCCCUUGAGUUCACCUUACCUCUCGGAAGCGUCACUCGGCUACCUGUACCUCUACCAUGUCAGCAGUGGCGAACGCAACAUAUACGCUUUGUUCUCAACUUCCCGGAAUGAGGCUCAUAUCAUUAUCCAGAAUAAGUCGAAAGAUUCUCAGGGCAUGCCGAACGUUGACCGCAUCUACCAGGACGCUCUGCAGAGGCGCCUAGACGAAAACGGUGGUGACCAGUGGCAAAAUGCCAUUGAAUACCAGGACGAUGUACAUUUCAGAACGAUAUCUGUGACAACGCGACGAAAGGCGCUUCUGGAGAUUGGGGAUGCUAUCAAAAAGAUCAGGCAAGCAGACAAAGACAAGCCGUUCAUUGUGGUCGUUCAAUCGCCCAAUCAAGCCCUCCUCUCUCACGACAUUCCUCAACUCCAAGACAUGCCCAUCUUGCCACUUCGGGCUGAUGAGUCGGACAAGCAGCUGCCUCAACUCAGUUGGCAGUCAGUCGUUGCUAAGCGGCUCGUUGGACACUACCUGGACCUUGGCUCAUGGGCAUCGCACCUAGCAGAACUUUCUCGAUACGGAGACGUCCCCCUCUGUAACCUGGAGUCCAACGACCCCCAGUUCUUGAUUGAUGUUGCGUAUGCUAGACGAUUGCAGAAAGAGCGGGUGAUUCUGUGGUGGUCUGCGCAACCCAAGCCGGACCACGCGGGCUACGAAAAAGACGAUAUUCUAGGACCGCUGGAUACCGUCGAGAUGCCUUCGAUCAACAAUCCGGGGACGUACUCCUCCGUCUGCAUUGAUCUCAACAUUCGCCAUCUCGCCAUAAACACCAUCCUGUCCUCUUCGCUCAUCAACGAUCUCGAAGGCGCAGACUCUUUCUCUUUCAAUCCGGCAGCUCCUUCGUUUGAUAGCACCAACGAUGGUACGAACGUUAUCUACUCCGAGAACGCCUUUGCUACAGCUGGUAUCACCGUACUCCGAGAGAUGGUCAAGGCAUGGUGGAGCGAGGCCGCUAACGGGGACUACAUGGCCGAUGUCAUGGUACAACAUUUGGUGAGAUGGGUAAGUAGCCCAGGGUCUUUCCUCUACGACCGGGCUCUACACUACUACGUACAAAUGAUGAGCAAGAAAGCGCUUCAGCAGCUCAUGACAGACUUCAAGCGCGUAGGCUCACACAUCGUCUUCUGCUCACCCACACGCCUGCUUCUCCAGACAACCAAAGCAGAAGUCGGUAACGCAUACGCCUACGCCCAAUAUAUCCUCAAAACAAUCCAGGCAAAACCUCUCUUCAGCUUCCUCGAGCUCGAAAUCAAAGAAUAUUGGGACUACCUGGUCUGGUAUGACGAUUUCAACUACGGCGGUAAAGGCUGCGAGAAAAUCGUCGAAGAGGAGAAUCAAACUCUUGACAACAUCAUGCACUGGCAGCUCGCGACCUUCCUCCCACCAGACCUGCAGCAGGAAUUCGACGCCACCAUCGUUGACUUCAUCGAGCUGAUGCACGCACGCAAACACCCCGGUCCUGGGCCCGAUGGCAGCACUCAACGGCUGACACAGAUCCCACUCAAGCCGCUGACGGUCGACCCAAAUGAAAUGACGCACAUCCUCCCCAAGACCUUCACCAAGCCGCUCUUCAAACAAAUCUCGACAUGGCUCCGCCGCCAGCACGCCGAAAUGCGCGUUUCCGACCUUGCAGACAGCUGGGCCUUCCCCAAACUCCCCGGCAGCCACCUCACCCUGCAAAACCCCGUCCUGCAGCUUGUCAAAAGCAUCAUGCAGGUGCUCAGCCUGGACCGCAGCAUCAUGCUCGAAGUACGUCUGUUGCGCAAGGAGCUCCUCGCGCUCUUCGAGAUCCGCGAGUUCAGCGCCGACGCCGCGUUCCAGAACCCCAGUGCGAGUCUGAUGCUGCGCGGCGUAAUCUGCGAGGAGUGCACGGCGGAACGCGACAUCGACCUGUGCCGCGAUGCCUCGCUGCUUCCUCCUGCUUCUACGGCCUCGUCUGCGGCGGCGCUACCCAAGUGGAAGUGCGAGGCCUGCACCACGCCAUACGACCUCCUCCGCAUAGAGGAACAGCUUGUCUCCGACGUGCAGCGGCUGCUGCUCGAGUGGUCGGUGCAGGACCUAAAGUGCAGCAAGUGUAAGCGGUUGAGGAGCAAUGAGUUUAUGGAGCACUGUGCGUGUGCGGGGGAGUGGGUUGCAACGAAGGACAGGGUAGACGUGCGGAGGAGGCUGAAUGUGUACCGGGGGGUCGGGGAGUUCUUUGGGCUGAGAAUGUUGGAAGGUGUCGUAGGGGAGUGCUUGGAGGGCUUCUAA
Messenger RNA from Paraphaeosphaeria sporulosa, 6806 nucleotides. RefSeq names its product DUF1744-domain-containing protein. Bases 108 to 6806 code for a protein of 2232 amino acids. Gene Ontology annotation, biological process: leading strand elongation; DNA replication proofreading; mitotic cell cycle. The transcript is spliced from 4 exons. Gene Ontology annotation, molecular function: zinc ion binding; single-stranded DNA 3'-5' DNA exonuclease activity; nucleotide binding. Gene Ontology annotation, cellular component: epsilon DNA polymerase complex; nucleus. NCBI's taxonomy places the organism in Eukaryota, Fungi, Ascomycota, Dothideomycetes, Pleosporales, Didymosphaeriaceae. The record is from RefSeq and is a predicted model, not a curated record.